CAAACAUCCAGAUAGAUUCUAUCCAGAUUUUACAGAUGACCCGAAAGCAUUUUGGAGAAGUGCUCUUGAAAAGGGACUUGAUCCUUGGACUGCCGAUAAACAUGGCGAGUCUGUUUUGAGUGUUCUUAUUAAGGCAGAUGCAUCGGUUCUUUCACGUUAUUUAGUUAAAGCAGCCGCAUGUGACGAUGUUGAGAAUAGUAUUUGUCUUUUAAAAAUAAUAUGUAAAGAUGGAGACAAACAUUGGAAAGCAGAUCUUGUCGGAGACAUUAUAAAAUCGAGGAAAAAUCCGUUAAUGAGUUUAGAGGAACCGCUGCGCCUUUGUUGCGAAAAUGUAAUGAAAGCUAGCAAUGCCAACGACAGAAGAGAAGACUAUGAAGACCAUGCAAUGUCGUCUGUUCAUUACAAGAUUGCUGAAAGACUGAUUUUACAUGACGCCAAUUUCAGGAAUCGGUGUUUAUCAAAUCCUUCUUUUCGAGAUAUGGCAGAAACCUGCCCUGUACUAAAAAAUCUUUUUUUGAAACCCAUAGAUAUCAACAAUAUUUCCAAAUUAAUUGCCCCAUGGAAUUCCAGUUCCAAAAGGUACGAGGAAAUAUUAAAGAAAGUAUCCAGGGGAUUUGAGACUAAAAGAAUCAAAGACAUUUUGUAUCACAAAGACCAUAUAGCAAUUGGAGGGUUUGGUUCUGUGUUUGUAGGGAUCAGUGAGAAGGACGGUAGAGAAGUAGCGAUCAAGCGCAUCCAAAAUCGUGUAGUAAAUGAACAGGAAAUGAAAAAUCUGACACGACUUGCAGACUGCGAACAAGUGGUUCGCUAUUUGUACUACAUCCCAGAAGAUGACUUUUCUUACAUGAUUUCAGAAUUGAUGGAGGGAACGCUCGACGAAUAUCUAGCAGAAGGCAUUGACAAAAGUGAAAGUGUUCAACUUUGUAAAGAUGUAGUGAUGGGACUAGAAUUUUUGCAUGACCAUCCCAACCCCAUUAUUCAUCGUGACCUCAAGCCAGCUAAUAUUCUAUAUAAAACACAUCCUAAACUAUGUUUGAAAAUUGCUGACUUCGGUUUAAGCCUUCUUAUUGAUAGCAGUUCUAAUGAAGGUAAUGACGAACACAUUGGCACAAGGUGUUGGAGAGCUCCGGAAGUUUUGGUGGAGCAAAACAGUCAUUCAGUGUCAUCAGACAUGUUUUCGUGUGGACUGCUCCUCCAUUACAUCUUGUCAGGAAAAAGACAUCCUUUUUCUAAACCUCAUUGUGAAGAAGGGUAUCGAAGUAUUGGUGAGACGGAAAAGAACAUAAAGAACGGUAAAAUGGAAGGAUGGGACAGCUCCCUUUUUCCUGAAGCCACUCACCUCGUAAAAUGUAUGCUUGAACAUGAUAGGAAGAAACGGCCAGCAGCAGGAGAAGCACUGAACCACCCAUUGUUCUGGUCGAACGAAGAAAAGAUGGAUCUGCUGAUUGCUGUAGGUAGUCAACCAGAGUUCUUCGAGUACCCGCGUUCAAAGGGGUUCUUACCUUUCACCCCAGUUAAGGAAGAUCUAGAAAACAGAUUCCAUAUCAUUGUCAAGAAUGCAAAUUGGAAUGACACGUUUUUUUUAAACAUGCCUGCUAUUUACGCUGAAAUCCUUCAAAUACCUGGAAGUCGGAGAUAUAACACCCGCUCUGUAGUAGAGCUAGUGCGAUUUAUUCAAUACGCUCACUCACGCGUCUCUAGUAUGGGCAAACAACAAGCACGCAUCAAGAAAAUGCUACUUGAAAACUUCAUGUUUUUAGACCUUUUCCCUAAUCUUGUGAUUGAAGUAUACCAUGUUGUAACCACUCAUGGCUGGGAUCAAGAAAGACAGGAAAUUAAAAACCUAAUGCAUUGUGAUCGUCAUCAGAGACAGCGUGCUUUACUGAGCCCUAGUGCCAAUGUGAGACUCGACAAGGACCUCAAGGGACACACUCCUUGGAUUUUCGUUUCCAAAAAAUUUGAAAACAGGCUGAGCAGAGUUGCUAGCGAACAGGAAUGCACGACUGUGGACGUGUAUAGGUAUCACAAUGACCAUAUAGCAUGGGGAAAGUUUGGUGAAAUCUUUGCAGGAAUCAGUGUAAAUGAUGGUAGAGAAGUGGCCAUUAAACGUAUUGAGAAAUCGCGUAUGCAUCGACCAGAAGACAAAAGAGAAGUAGUCAACCUCACCACUCUUGCUGACUGCCAACAAGUUGUUCGAUAUUUAUGUUUCAUUAAUGAUGAAAAUGAUGAUUUUUCCUACGUAGUUUUGGAACUGAUGGAGGGAAAUCUCGACGACUAUCUUAGUGAUACUUUCGAUCCAAAACAAAGUAUUAAACUUUGUGAAGAUGUAGUUAUGGGAAUGAAAUAUCUGCACGAGCACAAURUCCUUCAUCGCGACCUCAAGCCUGGUAAUAUCCUCUACAAAGUUCAUCCUAAAGUGUGCUUGAAAAUCGCAGACUUUGGUCUAAGUCGACGUAUUGAUAGCAGUGGCUCUAGCACAGUGUAUAGCAUUAAUUCUGGAACGAAAUGCUGGAUUGCUCCAGAGGUGCUGAACUCUUCCGUGGAUACUUAUGAACAUUCUGAAUCAUCGGAUAUGUUUUCAUGUGGACUGAUCCUUCACUAUAUCCUGUCUGUGAAAAAGCACCCAUUUAGUUCACCUGAAGUUGCUAUUGAAACAGAAACCAACAUAAUAAAUAACAGAAUGAAAGGAUGGGAUAACGCUAUUUCCCCUGAAGCCACUCACCUGUUAAAGAGGAUGCUUGAAAGCAAAGAACGGAAUCGGCCACGUGCAGAAGAAGCUCUAGAACAUCCUUUGUUCUGGUCAAAUGAAAAGAAGGUGGAUUUCCUAGCAGCUGUUGGUAAUCAGACAGAAUUCGAGUGCCCACGUUCAGAGAGGACGUUACCUUUGACCCAAGUCGAGACAGAUCUAGAUCUGAUAUUCAGUACCAUUGGCAGGCAUGGAAGGUGGAAGGAUUCAGGGUAUCUGCACAUGCCCAAUAUUUACACUAGCAUGAAAGCAGGAAAAGGAAGAAAGAAUUACGACACCUCGUCUGCUGUGGAGUUAGUUCGUUUCAUACGAAAUGUAUACGAACACUACCGAGAGAAAACGUUUAAGUUUGUGCCACCAGUAACAAUUGAACAGUUGCUAUUUGACGACUUCGUGUUUCUGGAAUAUUUUCCUGCUCUUGUGAUGGAAGUCUACAAGGCUGUAACCACUCAUGGCUGGGACCAGACAAGAGAUGAUAUCAAAUACGCCAUGAACAAGAAGUAACAAGGUUGUGUGGAACAAACAGCAGUGAUAAUAAAUCAUCACACAGGAAAUUGCUGUUAUGGAUAUCACCAGAUGAUAUGGUAGUACACUGCCACAAGUUGGUUGGUACUGAUACAACAUAGAGGACAGAUUGCACAUGAUAUCAAUAAUCAUAAGUUAAGACUGGUUUUCACUACCAAUGAAAGUGAAUUAAUUAGUUAAUUAUUGUUUGCUAAUUAUUCUGUGGUUUACAUUUAGUUUUGUUAUGCUUUUUAUAGAAAAUUACAGUAUAGAACAAUUGUAGUUAUUUCAAGAUUGUACAGGGAUUCAUAAUUCAUCAUCACCAUCAUCAAUACCAUCAUCAUCAUCUUCACAAUCAUCAUCACCACCCUUUAUCAUCAACAUCAUCAUUAUCAUUACCAUCAUCAACAUCUUUAUCAUCACCAUAAUCAACAUCAUCAUCAUCACCAUCAUCAACAGGUUAUCAUUUUGAAUAUCCACUAGUAUAUUGUAGACAGCCUUUAUACUUUACUAAGGUAUGGCACAGUGGUGCUAAUAAUAAUAAUCAUUACUGGCCGAUGUAAAAGGUUACAGUAGUAAUAGACAUUACCAUUAUCCAGUAGUAUAUUGUAGACAGCCUUUAUACUUUACUAAGGUAGAGUGGAGGCAUAUUAGAAAUCAAAAAUACUAGUCAACGUGUAAAAGUCAAAUAUAGACACAAAAGAAAACAAUGGUAUUGGGGUCUACUAAUGUGUAUUAGGUACUCUAAUAUCUAUUGCACGGGUUUAAUGACUUCAUUCUAUACGAUAGCGUUUCCAGUAGGAGUCUUUCAGAGAAUUUUACUUUAAAUUUAAGUUUAAUUUUUUUGGUAGGGAAUUCGGUAAGAUAUAACAGUUGUAAAUGAGGUAAGAUAAACGUAAUUUGCUUUAUAGUUAAUAGAAAUUAAUUAUAUUAAAUAUAUGACGUAGAACGA
Messenger RNA from Actinia tenebrosa (Australian red waratah sea anemone), 4202 nucleotides. RefSeq lists its product as uncharacterized. The record is from RefSeq and is a predicted model, not a curated record. Gene Ontology annotation, molecular function: ATP binding; RNA endonuclease activity; protein serine/threonine kinase activity. NCBI's taxonomy places the organism in Eukaryota, Metazoa, Cnidaria, Anthozoa, Actiniaria, Actiniidae. Gene Ontology annotation, biological process: protein phosphorylation; intrinsic apoptotic signaling pathway in response to endoplasmic reticulum stress; IRE1-mediated unfolded protein response. Gene Ontology annotation, cellular component: IRE1-TRAF2-ASK1 complex.